This is a messenger RNA of Peronospora matthiolae, 3978 nucleotides long. The record is from the annotation of a GenBank genome assembly. Lineage: Eukaryota; Oomycota; Peronosporomycetes; Peronosporales; Peronosporaceae.
AUGGAGGUCUACGUGCGUCUUCGCAAUGCGAAAAAUGACUACGAAUGGACACGCGGUCGUGUGCUACGUCGUGUGCAAAACUCUGCUUCCCACGUGCUUGUACAGCUUCACAAUAGCGAAGAAACCGUCGAGGUUGAUGAAGUUGGAGACGUGCGCAUGACGAAUGAGUUGGCGGCUGGUCAGACGUUGGCAGACGUAAAGGAUCUGGAUGCACUCACGCAUCUGCAUGAGCCUGCAAUUGUGGAUUAUCUGGCGCAGCGGUAUAGUGUGGACCAAGUGUAUUGCAGGUCCGGUGCGGUGCUCAUUGCUGUGAAUCCAUUUAAGGACAUAUCAGGGCUCUACAACUUGUACAAGUUCCGUAAAGAGAUGUCCAGUUGGACUUCACUGCCUCCUCACGUGUUUUCGAUUGCUGAGGGGGCAUAUCGGUCGUUACAACGACGAUUGCAGGAGUCUGGAGCGAAGAUGAAGGAUCAGACGAUCUUGGUGAGCGGAGAAAGUGGCGCAGGAAAGACCGAGACGACAAAGUUCAUCAUGAACUAUCUGGCAGAAAGCAGUCAAGAUACGGACACUAUAAGUAUCAGCGUGAAGAAACAGGCGAUUGGCAGCAGUGAACUAAUGAGCGCGAACCCCAUUCUAGAGUCUUUUGGCAACGCCAGAACCUUGCGUAACGACAACAGCAGUCGAUUUGGAAAGUUUUUGCGCAUGUUCUUUGACUCAAAGAUGAAAGGACAUGCAGUGGAUACAUCGCUGACCAUGGUGGGCACAUCGGUAGAGACGUAUCUACUGGAAAAAGUCCGUGUGGUGCAUCAGACCAAUGGAGAGCGUAAUUUUCAUGUGUUUUAUGAGCUUCUCGCCGGUGCAGAUGACAAACUGAAGAGUCAGUUGCAUCUUGAAAACAUGUCAGCGCAUGAUUUCCAGUACACAAAUGAAGGAGGAUGUUCCCGGAGAAAUGAUGGCGUACGUGAUGAUAAACAAUUUCAGCUGACGAUGCAGUCGAUGAAAAUUUUGGGUUUUACCGAUGUCGAGCAAGAGGCAAUUUGGAAAAUUUUGAGCGCACUGCUGCAUCUCGGUAACGUCUCGUUCGUUCCUUCGAGCGAAGAUGAAGCGAAUGGAACGGCGUCAGCACCUUGUCGGCUUGCAUGCCGCUCGCCAUCUUCGCUUGCAGUUCAGGAGCACUUUGAUGUCGUAUCAAAACUCUUCGCCGUGGAUCAGGAGGAACUGGUGUCAGCACUGACGACACGAAAAAUUAGUGUUGGUGAUGAAACGUUUCAUGCGAACUUGAGUCUCGCGCAGUGUGGAGAUGCCCGUGACGCGAUGGCUCGCUCACUGUAUGCUUUUUUGUUUCAGUUUCUUGUCGCCAAAAUAAACUCGGCUUCACCACAAGUCGAUCAGGCUACAACUACUGCGAGCAAGGACGCUACAACAGCAAUACCGUGCAUUGCAGUCCUGGAUAUAUUCGGCUUUGAAGAAUUCGAAGUGAACCAGUUCGAACAGUUUUGCAUCAAUUACGCAAACGAAAAGCUGCAGUAUCAGUUCAUCCAAGACAUCCUUCUGACUGAGCAACAAGCCCAUAUCGAGGAGGGUAUUAGGUGGAAAGCUGUCGACUACGAAGACAAUUUAGUAUGCCUUGAGAUGAUCGAGCAACGUCCAAGUGGCAUUUUCUCAGUCCUGGACGAGGAAUGUGUUGUUCCGAAGGGUAGUGAUGGAGGCUUCGCUCGGAAGUUGUAUCAGCGACUGCAGGAUAACUGCAGCUUUAGCGCUUCUCGUUCCGAGCAGGCCGAGUUUACAUUUCAAGUACAUCACUACGCAGGCAACGUUCGAUACCAAGCAGAAGGUUUUUGCGAGAGAAAUAAGGAUCAGCCCAAUGCAGAGCUGUUCAGCGUUUUGGAAAAAUCAAGUGACGCGCAUUUGUGCGAGCUCUUUAGCUUUUUUGAGGUCAGUGAAUCAGCACGACUUCAGCUUGGUCGGCCCAAGUUGAGGCGGAGAUCUUCAGCUCUUAGCUCAGCAGGCAUCGGAUCCCAGUUUAAGCAGCAGUUGGCAAGUUUGCUGGACGUCGUUCAGCAGACUCAGACACACUAUAUUCGCUGCAUUAAACCAAACGACGCGAGUGCGAGUGACAUGUUUGACAUGGCAAAGGUGUCAAGUCAAUUGCGUUACGGUGGUGUAUUGAAAGCGGUGGAAAUCAUGCGUCAAUCUUUUCCCGUGCGUCUAAGUCAUGCAGACUUCAUAAAACGCUAUCAACUCCUGGUGUCGACAAGGCAGUGUAAAUAUUACAAGGUUGCCUCAAAAUGGACCGCUUCGGAUUUAUUGACAGUCUUGAAGAUCGAUCAAGCUGAGCUUGGCAGAUCUCGCGUAUUUCUACGACAGCACGCCUUUGAUCAAUUGGAACAAGAACGCGAGCGUGUUGUUGGAACGUUAGCAACGAAGUUACAAAGUUCAUGGCGUAGCGUACAGCAGCGCCGAGUAUACAUCAGACAAGCGCAUGCUUUGCGCAUCAUUCAAGUUCGAUGGAGGUCAACUUUGAAAAAGAAGCGCUGCACUGCUCGACGCAAUAAAUCAGCAACAGUGCUUCAGCGUGCUGUGCGCGUCUGGCUGAGCUGGAUCAAAAGUUGUCGAUCACAGAGCGCAUUGCUUAUUCAGCGGAGUUUUUUACGAUGGUACAGAGCACGGAUUGCGUCAUUGAAAUAUGCUGCAUCUCCUGAGACUUUUGCCAAAGCAUUGGUGGACCCGUGUGGCUAUAAUGGUCGCGACAGUGAGCGCACAAUCGAAACGUUGGAAGAAGACGACGUUCUAUCGAUAGCAACUGAUUCAGCUGGAACAAGUGCGUACUCGGAGGAUGUUGAUUUUUUGUCAAUGGGUGCGUUACCGAGAGCAAGUAUUCGUGGCAGCGCGCAAGACUUUGGAGAUGGAACUGGUAGAGAGAAUGCUAUGCUGAGAAAAGCCUUGAGCGAGGUCGAAAGGCUUCGUCGCAGAGCUGAAGUUGCAGAAGCUGCGUUGUCGCAUUUUGCACGACGGGAUGUCGAUCCCUCCUCCAUUGACUCUAUGUCUAUAGUUGCGACUAGAGCUACAGCGCGCGCAGACGAGUCAGUUAGUUUCCUGCAGUACGGGCGUCCUACAAGCGAUCGCGACAACUAUUUGUGGUCCCAACCAAACAUGUCGAAUUUCAGGACAGAUCGAUACGGUAACACAGUACUGCACCAGGCUGUGGAGGGAGGCAAGGUGGAGCUCGCGUGUGCUCUUCUUGUCAACGAAGCAAGUGGGGCGCUUGACAUGUUGCAACAAGCUGAAACACAACGUGGUUUUGCGCCGUUGCAUCUUGCUGUUCGCGGUGGUAACAUCGAAAUUGCGAGUCUCUUUUUUCGUCCUGAGGUGUUACCCAACCUCGACUUGAAUUUCAGAGAUCGUGAAGGAAACACGGCACUACACUUGGCCACGCAGCUUGAGAUAAAAUUUGCGUCGCGCAUCCUGGAGCUAUUGCUAUGCUUUGGUGCUGAUGCAAAUGCAGCAAACUUUUUGAAACAAACACCCCUGCAUCUCUGUGCAAUGGUCAAGCGUAGUGGCUCUGCAACGCGUGAGCUUAUGGAGACGCUAUUGCGACACAAAGCGGAUCCGCAGAAGGUCGAUUUCCUAAAGCGUUCACCGUUGCACUAUUGCAUGGAGAAAGGAAUGGAGGAUGAAGCGGUAUUGCUGAUGAAGCACGGAGCGGACAUGAACGCACCCGAUGCAGACGGCGAGCGCGUCAUAACGAAUCCAAAAGCUACUGGUCUCUUGCGAUUUCUACGCGUGACGCCGUCGUGGAUUCCAGACACCGACAUCAGCGCGUGUAUGGUUUGUCUCGAGCCGUUUCCCUUCUUUUUCUCACGCAAGUGCCACUGCGACCGCUGUGGACGUGUGUGCUGCUCGGACUGCGCACCCUCCAGCUCGUCCUGGAGCGGCCGCUUCUGUUUUGACUGCAAACACUACGCCCACUACUCUUGA